CAGCGCCCUGCAGGUUGACGGCGCCGGUGGCGGACGUUGUUAACCCGGGCCACGACCGAUCCGGUAUGGAAUUCUUUGGAUGAACGCUCAUAUUUGUUUGGCAAGGUUUUAAGCCGGAUGCCCUUCCUGACGCAACCCUCUGCAUUUAUCCGGGCUUGGGACCGGCCUACAGUUUGCACUGACUUGUGCCCCCCAUAGGGCUGCAUUAAAUUCAGACUUGCCUGUAUACUGUAAAACCCAUUUCAAAAAAUCUGCCAUCUCGCGGGGCGCCAAUGUAAUACUUAAUCAUCUAUUUGUUCCUUACUAGCAUUUGCUUUUUGUUCCUUAGAGAGAGGGGUAUGCGUCAGCCAUUUUGACUUGAAGUUCCUUGCCCUAUAAAAGGCUACAGGCGAGUUGCUAAAUGUCUCAUAGCACUCCACACAUGCACACCUAAUCCUGGACUAACAAAAAUAAUGAUAUUUAUGGUGAUUUUGAGCCGCUUCCAGCGCCACCUGUGCUUGCUUCUUGCGGUCUCAUGCGAGUGGCCUGUCUCGUCUCAUCGAGCAAUUAGCGCCUCUAAUCCACUUGUGCCUCGACAACCUUGUGAGGGACUAAAGAGUGAAGCAGCUUUAGGGCAGCACAGAGUGUAAAGAGCCGCGCAACCCAAACCUGGAAACUUCCUUUUGACUUUGUUUUUUCCCCCCAAGAUGGCCCCCGUCAACAUGUUCACCUGACUAGAUGAGUGGUUGAUGAGGCACUGCAAAUGUCCUAAUAAAUGCACCUUGGACAUAGUGACAGGAUUAACCACGAACAGUCAUGGGAUGUGGCGUCACCAAGUCCAACCAGUUCCAAAAACACCCGGUAAAAAGCGUCACAUGUAAGCCGUGUCUGUUCUUUGUUUUGUGUUUAUUAGUUGGACGAGAUGCAUUUGAGUUAUUGUUGUUGUUGUAGCCUUGCUUUAAUGAAUUUUUCCAUAAUUAUGUCCGAGUCUCUUUUAUUACAAUACAGCUGAAGUGAAAACCCAGGGAAAAAAACAACUACUUUUAUAGGGGAAACGUUGAUUGAUUGAUUGAUUGAUUUUUACCAAACGGAAGCCAAUUUUUAAAAAGUACACAUUGUUAAAAUGUAAUGCAAUUUAUUUUAAAAAGUUAUCUUUUGGUCAAAUUAUAAUUUUCUGAUUUGAUGAAUAUAAUUACCAUUUUUUUUUAUAUGUUAUUAAUUGGCGGAACGGUGGUUAGCACAUCCGCCUCACAGUUCUGAGGACCGGUGUUCAAUCCCCGGCCCCGCCUGUGUGGAUUUUGCAUGUUCUCCCCGUGCCUGCGUGGGUUUUCUCUGGGCACUCCGGUUUCCUCCCACAUCCCAAAAACCAGCGAGGUAGGUUGACUGAAGACUCUAAACUGUCCGUAGGUGUGAAUGUGAGUGCGAAUGGUUGUUUGUUUGUAUGUGCCCUGCGAUUGGCUGGCGACCAGUUCAGGAUGUACCCCGCCUCUCGCCCGGAGUUAGCUGGGAUAGGCUCCAGCACGCCCGCGAGCCUUGUGAGGAUAAAGCGGUAUGGAAAAUGGAUGGAUGGAUGGAUGUUAUUAAUUUAUUCAUUGUGUUUAUUAAAAAAAUAUAUAUUAAUUAAGAGUUUAAAUUACCAUUGUAAUGCAUCUAUGGAAUUCAUUAAAACAUAAUUACAUUUUAAUAAAUAGGAAACAUUUUGUGAGUAUUCUAUUGUCAAUAAAUUUAUAUUAUUGUAUCCAUAUUUUCCAGUUUUAUGAAAUAAAUAAAAAGAAUAAGAGCAAUAAAACAUCAAAUUUUUGUUAAAUUAUAUCUUCCUGAUUUAUUUAAUUUGUUUAAAUGCAAUACAAUUGUAAUUAAUAUAAUGAAAAUAUACUGUGGGUACGGAAAGUAUUCAGACCCCAUUAAUUUUUUCACUCUUUGUUAUAUUGUAGCCAUUUGCUAUAUUAAUUUAAGUUAAUUUUUUCCCCCUCAUUAAUAUACACACAGCACCCCAUACUGACAGAAAAAAAACAUAAUUGUUGAAAUUCUGCGGCUUUAUUAAAAAAGAAAAACUGAAAUAUCACACAGCCAUGAGUAUUCAGACCGUUUGCUCAGUAUUUAGGAGAAGCACCCUUUUGAGUUAAUACAGGCAUGAGUCUUUUUGGAAAUGAUAUUUUUGACACCUGGAUUUGGGGAUGGUUUUCUCCACACAUACCGCCUAGAAAUAAGACCAAAAAGUUCUAUCUUGGUCUCAUCAGACCAGAGAAUCUUAUUUCUCACCAUCUUGGAGUCCUUCAGGUGUUUUUUUAGCAAACUCCAUGCGGGCUUUCAUGUGUCUUGCACUGAGGAGAGGCUUCCGUCGGGCCACUCUGCUAUAAAGCGCCGACUGGUGGAGGGAUGCAGUGAUGGUUGACUUUCCAGAACUUUCUCCCAUGUCCCGACUGCAUUUCUGGAGCUCAGCCACAGUGAUCUUUGGGUUCUUCUUUACCUCUCUCACCAAGGCUCUUCCCCCCCAAUUGCUGUUCGGCCAGACGGCCAGCUCUAGGAAGGGUUCUGGUCGUCCCAAACGUCUUCCAUUUAGGGAUUAUGGAGGCCACUGUUUUCUUAGGAACCUUAAGUGUAACAGAUUUUUUUUAAUAACCUUGGCCAGAUCUAUGUCUUGCCACAAUUCUGUCUCUGAGCUCUUCAGGCAGUUCCUUUGACCUCAUGAUUCUCAUUUGCUCUGACAUGCACUGUGACCUGUACGGUCUUAUAUAGACAGGUGUGUGGCUUUCCUAAUCAAGUCCAAUCAGUAUAAUCAAACACAGCUGGACUCCAAUGAAGGUGUAGAACCAUCUCAAGCAUGAUCAGAAGAAAUGCACAGCACCCGAGUUAAAUAUAUGAGUGUCACAGCAAAGGGUCUGAAUACUUGUGAUAUUUCAGUUUUUCUUUUUUAAUAAAUGGGCAAAAAUUUAAAUUUAUCUAAAAAAGAAACAACCAUUCGCACUCACAUUCACACCUACGGGCAAUUUAGAGUUGUCAAUUAACCUACCAUGCAUGUUUUUGGGAUGUGGAGUGCCCGGAGAAAACCCACGCAGGUACGGGGAGAACAUGCAAACCCACACAGGCGGGGCCGGAGAUUGAACCCGGGUCCUCAGAACUGUGAGGCAGACGCUCUAAGCAGUCGGCCACUGUGCCCUGUUGCUUACUUAGUUUUUAUUAAAGAAAGCAGUGUUUCCCAACCUUUACUAAGCCAAGGCACCCAUUUGGAGAAAAAAACAAAAUGUCACAAAAGGCAUCUAUACUGAAAAAAUGAUGACAUCAACUCACUGGACUCACAAAUUGACUUAUUGUGAAAUGUGGGCCCGUUUACUUGUAGUUGACCACAAAGUUAUUAUUCUGUGGUAUGGAUGGUAACAGGUUAAUUGUACCUUCCGCCAUCUUGUGAAAGGGCAUUUGAUUGUUCUGGCUGUCGCUAUACGUCCCUUGCAUAGAUGAACAAAUAGAUUAUAUGUAAGAAAGAACUCCCUUUCUGACCAAUUAAGUGAGACUACGGCACACCUGAUGAUCUCUCACGGCACAGUGGUUGGGAAUCACUGUACGGUAUUAAGGUAUUAAAGUUGAAGGCGGUUCCUGAUGGUGUGCUUUGGUGGUGCAGCGAUAAGGGCGGCUGUGCUGAUCCAGCAGUGGUACCGUCAGUAUGUGGCACGCAUGGAGAUGAGAAGGAGGUACACCUGGCACAUCUUCCAGUCCAUUGAGUACUCGGGAGAGCAGGCUCAGAUCAAGCUGUAUAACUUCCUGGGCUACCUCAUGGACAACUUCACACCAUCGAGCAGUGAAAGAAACCUGAUCUCGCACAUCUUCCGGGAGAAUGAGGUGUGUCGCGACCCCGAGUGGGAACGUUACUUCUGUUACAAGAACAUCGAAGUGCCCAAGAUCUACUCGGGACCUCACCUGUGCUUCCCUCUGACAGCAGAGCAGGCCAUCUGCCUAGUGGAGGCCUUCAGGAACAAGAAACAGUUGCACUCGCGUUACGUCCUGCAGCUCCUCCUGGAGACGUGGAAACUGCUGCGCAUGUUGCCCAACAUCAGCCGCAUCUCCACCUGCCACAGCAAAGAAAUCACCAUUUGCGGCGAUUUGCACGGGCAGCUGGAAGACCUGCUGUUGAUUUUCUACAAGAACGGAACGCCAUCCUUGGAGAAGCCCUAUGUAUUCAACGGCGACUUUGUGGACCGAGGUAAGGACUCCAUCGAGAUACUCCUCGUCCUCUUCGCCUUCCUGCUCGUCUAUCCCACCGAGGUGCACCUGAACCGAGGCAACCACGAGGACCACAUCAUCAACCUGCGGUAUGGCUUCACUAAGGAAGUGCUGACGAAAUACAAGAUGCACGGCAAACGGAUCCUAAAGCUGCUCCAGAAAAUCUUUAGCUGGUUGCCACUGGCGACGGUGAUCGACCAGAAAGUCCUGGUCCUGCACGGCGGCAUCUCGGAUUCCACGGAUCUGGGUGUGUUGGCUAAAGUGGACCGACACACUUACGUUUCAGCGCUGAGGCCCCCCAAGAAGAAGAAGUACCAGAGCUCCACGGGCACGUCCAUCGACUCCGACAUGGACGAUGACUGGGCCAAUCACAGGCUCCUCAAGCGACGGGCUUCCCUCACGUGUCCUAAAUUAUUGGGCAGCCGCGACAGCUUCCUCAACCGCUCCCUGCAGGACUUUUCCUAUCGGAUCAAGGUCAACGUGGAGGAUGAGCUGAAGUUCUGCCAGCAGAGAGCCGCACUAUUACAUUUGGGGAGCUUUGGCGCGGAAAAAGAAGGCCAGGCGUCCUUCGACUCGGUCGCUAGUGACAACGCCAAAGAAGAGUGGAAGCAGAUCCUGGACUUGCUGUGGAGCGACCCCAUGUCACAGGACGGCUGCAUACCCAACGAGCUGAGGGGCGGCGGAUGCUACUGGGGCCCCGACGUCACCGAGGACUUCCUGAGCAAGCACAACCUGCAGCUCAUCGUUCGCUCGCACGAGUGCAAACAGGACGGCUACGAGUUCUGCCACAAACGCAAGGUCCUCACGCUCUUCUCGGCCUCCAAUUAUUAUGACGUGGGGAGCAACCGAGGCGCAUACGUGAAGCUGGGACCCAACCUCGUGCCUUAUGUGGUUCAGUACCAGGCCAGCAGCAUGACCAGAGAACUGACCUCCCGACAAAGCUUGGGUCAAACAGAGCGCUCGGCCCUCAAAGUCCUUCGGGAGCAGCUGUUUUCCCACAAGUCGGACCUCAUUUGUGCCUUUAAAAGUUUCGAUUGCGACAACACGGGUAUGGUGUCCGUGACGGACUGGGCGUCAGCGGUCGAGAGCGCGAUGCGCCUCGGCCUUCCCUGGAGGAUGCUGCGCUCUCAGCUGGUCAGCGGCAAGAGCGGCGAGGGCCUCAUCGACUACCAGCAGUGGUUCAACGAGCUCGCCAUCAAAGGGGCCAACGCUGAUCAUAUUGACCAGUGUCUGCUUGAAACCUUGUACCGCCAUCGCUCCACUCUGGAGACCAUCUUCAGGAUCAUCGACACGGAUAAUUCAGGCUUCAUCUCGCCAACGGACUUCCAUCAGACGUGGAAGCUGCUGAGCGUCUACCUGAAGAUGGAGAUCACCGACGAGGCCAUCUCGGAGCUGGCAGUGGCCAUCGACAGCAACCACGACGGCGCCAUCGACAUCGACGAGUUCAUGGAAGCGUUCCGUCUCACCGACAAGAAGAGUCGGCUGGAGAGGGGACGCAGCAUGUUCAUGGGCACUGCGCCCGACCUCACCGCGCUCGACCAGUGCGAACACAUCUGAACAAGAAGUCACAUCUUCAUCUAAAGCAAUUACAUUCACGUCAACCCACAGCAAGCUUUCAUGGUUAUCGCUAGUGUAGUUUAGUGUAGCUUAAAAAUAUUAGUUUUUCAAUUUUAAAAUAUUUAUUUUUAUGGUGGAUUUUGAUUGGACAACACCUGAAAAUUUACUUCAGUUUGACAAAAAAAAACAUAUUUCUGUAUAUGUUUUUAAAGUAAAAACAUAUUUUAUUUUUAAAUUUAUUAAAAAAUACAUACUUUAUCACUUAAAAAAUAUACUAUAUAUAUAUAUAUAUAUAUAUAUAUAUCCAUCCAGCCAUCCAUUUUCUUUACCGCUUAUCCUCAUUAGGGUUGUGGGCGUGGUGGAGCCUAUCCCAGCUAUCGUCGGGCGGUUACACCCUGAACCGGUCGCCAGCCAAUCGCAGGGCGCAUAGAAACAAACAACCAUUCGCACUCACAUUCACACCUAUGGGCAAUUUAGAGUCUUCAAUGAACCUAGCAUGCAUGUUUUUUUGGGGAUGUGGGAGGAAACCGGACCGCCCGGAGAAACCCCACCCAGGCACAGGGAGAACAUGCAAACUCCACACAGGCGAACCCCGAUCCCCAAAAUCAGGAAACCCCUAUGUAAUACCUAUGUAAAAUGCGCACCAUCGAUUUGCUGCGAUCCAUAUGCUGUUUUUUUUAACCGAACGUUUGUGUCCCUGUGUAGGCAGUCUAAAAUGCUUAAUGUAAAAAGCUUAACGUGUGAAAACUGCAACUAAUCGUCAUCAAAAUGUAUGUGAACAUCUCUCCUAAUGCCCAAGUCUACCUCUGAAAAUCUAAGAACGAUCGCUGCAAUAUGUUGAAUAUUAUGGAAAUUAGUUUUCCUCUCCAUAGGCGCUCAUUAAGCUUCACGUCACUGACAUUGACCCUCGCAUAUUCAGGGUUUGGCAUUCGCAAAUUCACUUCGUAUCAGAUUUUUUGGGAACAUAUCCUCCAUUAUUCGCGGAACACCGCUUAUUCAGUUUUGUUUUUUUAUUUUUUAUUUUUGAGCGACGCCCUCUAUUCACAUAUUUUUGCUAAGAACGCUGGUCUACUGUAUUAUUCUUUUAAAUACAAACAACUGUGAAUGAACAUUCUAUAUUCGGUCACGAUACCACAUAUCUCCUUGAUCUAGUCAUAACAUGUUUGCUGUUAAAAGUGUUUGGGCCCUGAAGUUACACAUCCAUAUUGAUUGUUUCUUUGUUUAUUUGUCAGGGGUGUAAACUGGAUUCUUCUGUGUUAAAGUACAUUUGAUUGUGUGUAGAAAAAAAAACAAAAACUAAAAGUGUUCAACUCUGCAACACGAAGCAUAAGAUGCUCAUUGUGAAUUUUGUGUUCAUUUGAAUUAAGAUGUUAAAAAAAAAACAAAGUUGCACUAAGACAUGCACUAUGUUGUUAUUGAUGUUACAAAAUGUGUGUGCGUGUGUGUACUCUUUUUUUCUUAUUUAGGCACUGAAUGUAAAUGAAAUGCACAAAAGUAUGCACACGGUGCCUUCGUUAGCAGUAUUUGAAUGUAUAGUAUUGCGUCAUCCCAAUGUGGAGUCUGGAAUGAGCACUUUGUGUCUGUGCCAAGCAGUUUGUCCUGGACCACAAAAUAAUAUAUACACAGUUCAUCCUCCAUAAUACUGUAGUACAUGAUCAAAGAUUUCUGCAGUUCCAUUCCUCAAUGACUCUUGUUUGUUUGUUUGUUAGCCUGGUAAAUGUUUGCUUGAAAACUCUUAUGUUACUGUGUCAAAUUGAAAUGUAGAGGAUAUAAAAAGCCUACUGGAACAUCAGAACUUUAUUUGGGGAUAAUAAGAGGCAGCUUUCAAUGGUGGCCGGUGUGUGAUUAUUUCAAUUCAACAUGAGCUUGAAUGUGAUUGGUUCAUUCUGAACAUAGACUCAUCGGAUUUAAAGAGGAUGUGGACACUUGUGCAACCACAUUAUCUCAGUUGUGCAUUUGAACAGUAAACAUUUUAAAGCCACAAUAUUUAUACAUAUGUUUAGUUUGUGUGUUGCAUAAAGUUAAGUGGCAUGUUGACACUCAAAAUAA
Phyllopteryx taeniolatus (common seadragon) is the source of this 7803-nucleotide messenger RNA. RefSeq names its product protein phosphatase with EF-hand domain 2a (gene ppef2a). The record is from RefSeq and is a predicted model, not a curated record. The transcript is spliced from 17 exons. The coding region runs from base 3577 to 5754 and encodes 725 amino acids. Lineage: Eukaryota; Metazoa; Chordata; Actinopteri; Syngnathiformes; Syngnathidae. Gene Ontology annotation, biological process: detection of stimulus involved in sensory perception; negative regulation of MAPK cascade. Gene Ontology annotation, cellular component: nucleus; cytosol. Gene Ontology annotation, molecular function: protein serine/threonine phosphatase activity; calcium ion binding; iron ion binding.